Molecule: messenger RNA, 513 nt
Organism: Dipodomys spectabilis (banner-tailed kangaroo rat)
Lineage: Eukaryota; Metazoa; Chordata; Mammalia; Rodentia; Heteromyidae
Gene: Ascl5
Product: achaete-scute family bHLH transcription factor 5
Exons: 1
Coding region: 1-513 (170 amino acids)
Biological process (GO): developmental process; regulation of transcription by RNA polymerase II
Molecular function (GO): RNA polymerase II transcription regulatory region sequence-specific DNA binding; DNA-binding transcription factor activity, RNA polymerase II-specific; protein dimerization activity
Source: RefSeq, a predicted model, not a curated record
AUGAGCCACGGCUUCUGCAGAGCGCGCGCGGAGCGGACGCCCGCGGGGCCGCCCGGCGGGACGCAGCCCGGCCGCUCGGCCGCGCCCCCCGGGCCGGCGCCCCCGCCCGCCGCCGAGGCCCUGCGCGGCGCCGGGCCCUUCCUGCUGUACCCGGGCGCCGCCGACCCCUACGCGGGGGUGUUCCCGUGCCUGCCCUUCCCCGGCGCCCUCGGGGUCUACGACGGCCCCUUCGAGCCCGCCUUCAUCCAGAAGCGCAACGAGCGCGAGCGGCAGCGCGUCCGGUGCGUGAACGCGGGCUACGCGCGCCUCCGCGGCCACCUGCCCGGCGCGCGGGCCGACAAGCGGCUCAGCAAGGUGGAGACGCUGCGCGCCGCCAUCCGCUACAUCAAGCACCUGCAGGGGCUGCUGGGCGCCGCCCCCGACGGCGCCGCCCCCGCCGGCGCCCCGGAGCCCGGCCCCGCCGCCGCCUGCGUCUCCCCUCCGUCCUUGGAGUCGGAGGAAUCGGGACCCUGA